This is a messenger RNA of Closterium sp. NIES-67, 3178 nucleotides long. NCBI's taxonomy places the organism in Eukaryota, Viridiplantae, Streptophyta, Zygnematophyceae, Desmidiales, Closteriaceae. The record is from the annotation of a GenBank genome assembly.
AUACCGCAGGAAAAAUUACGUGUAAUAUCGGAGCGUACUUCAACGGAGCACGGUUGGAAUUGAUGACAUGGCAACAGUGCUGGAUUCGUUUCGACGUGGCGAAUUGUAAGAGGGAUGCGCGACGUGGAGUGUGUGGGUCAGAUUCCGAAUGCUCCCCCAACAGGCUGGAUGAAUUCUUGAACCGAAAUUACUGUGAGUGAUUUCACCUGCCCUUUUUUAGGGGCGGUCUGCCUGCCCUGCACCGGGGGCUGCUUGCUUUUCAGCCCACUCAACUGUUUUUCGAUUGGUCAUUUGUGCGCUUUGGUCCGCACCGCACAAGGCACGCUUCACAUUCCAACGAGGCGCAGAAACAUUCUUCCGAGGUUGUGGAGAGAAUCGCAUUUUCUUUCGCAAACGUCGCCAGCGCAGCCAAACCGACCAUUGUGGACCAGCCCUUGCCGAGCGCUAGGGAGUUCCAUUUCGCGAACAUCAUGCCCUGCGGAACUCGCUGCGUCGUAGACUUGCUGGAGUCCCUCGCCAGCCUCAAGUCUUCUCGUUCGAACGCGUGCGACAUUUGGCUUCCAUUCCCUCUCCCUCCCUACAUGCAAUUUGCCCCCCAUGCCCAUGUGUUCAGUACAAGGCGCAAAUUCCGUGCCUCCCUCCCCCAAUCUUAUUCCGCCCCUUCUCGUCCACAUGCACUCUCCCUUUCUGUACCAUCCACAUCUUCGGAUUGGGCAUGGGGCAUCCUUUCUCCCCCUCCACUAGUUACGGUAUGGGAUUGGACACCGUCCAGCCAACGGGGGACAGCUCCACUACAGUAGUCUGGAUUUGGGUUAGUGCUGCUCUUGGAAGGGAUAAACCUGACCAGUCCCCUGGGAGCUUUGCUGAACCUUCUCGCUUCACCUCGUUUGCUCCAAAUUUAUAUUUUUCCAAGCAGCGACGAGAGGGUGUGGAGUAGGUUCCGCCAUUCUUCCAGCCUCCCACAGUGCUCCGCUUCCUUCCUCCAGGAUCCCCUAAAAGCGGAGCCUUGAAAGCUUGUCGGAUCGUUCUCCCCCUGCGAGAACUGACCUGCGUCGUUGGUUCGAGACGCCUCAAAACACGACCCGCGUCGGGACCUCUGUAUUGGCUUGCGGCUGUCCCCAUAAGUCGUCGCCAUGGCGACUCAACCCGGGCCGCUGUACGAGUUCCCGUGGCACUCACUCGGCGGAUACAAGUAUCUCGUGCUGGCGCCACUGGUCGCUCGUGCCAUCGACGCGAAUUUCCACGGGGGAAAGGACCCGGACAACUUCAGCCUGCACCUGCUGAUCGCGUCGGCGCUGCGGCUGCUGGUGGGCAUGGCGUGGAUGACCGUGUCACGCUGGCCGCACCUCGUGCCGCGCUACAAGAUCCAGCGCAAGGGAGUCACGUUCAAGCAGAUGGACCGAGAGGAGAACUGGGACGACUACAUCAUCCUCAACGCCCUGCUCGGUUUCAUCUUCCACGAGUGGGUGCCACACUUCCAGAACCUGGGGCCGUGCACGGCGUCGGGGCUGCUCAUCACGGCGCUGAUUCACAUCGGCCCCGCGGAGUUCCUCUACUACUGGCUGCACCGCGCGCUGCACCACCACUCGCUCUACGCCAAGUACCACAGCCACCACCACGCGUCCUUUCUUACUGAGCCCGUCACCGCCACGGUCCACCCGUUCAUGGAGCAUCUCAUGUAUGCAGCUGUGUUCGUCGUGCCCUUCUACGCCACGUGCCUCAUGGGGUGCGCGUCCGUGGCGGGCGUGUACGCGUACAUGCUGGCGUUCGACGUGCUCAACUUCAUGGGCCACUGCAACUUCGAGUUCUUCCCCGUCUCGCUCUUCCGCGCGCUCCCCUUCCUCAAAUACCUCAUUUACACGCCCUCCUUCCACUCGCUGCACCACACGCAGGUGCAUACCAACUUCUCGCUCUUCAUGCCCAUCUAUGACUACCUCGGUGGCACGUGGGACCCCAACUCCGACGCCCUUCACGAGGCCUCCCGGACACCCAAAAAGGAGCAGGUGGAGUUCGUCUUCCUGGCGCACGGCAUGACAAUCCCCUCCGUGCUGCACAUGCCCUUCUUCCUGCCCUACUUCGCCUCCAAGCCCUUCGCCAUCACGGCCCAGCAGAUCCUCCUCCUCCCCGUCUCUGUCACGCUCUGCCUGCUCUACUGGGCCUUCGCUGCUGCCUUCCCGCGCUCCUACACCUAUCUCAGAGGGAAGAGGCUCGAGUCGUGGGGCAUUCCCCGGCUUGGAUUCCACUACUUCCUGUGGUUCGAGCAGAAGCAGAUCAACCGCCUGAUAGAGGGGGCGAUUCUUAAAGCGGACAAGCAGGGGGUGAAGGUGUUUACACUGGGAGCUCUUAACAAGAACGAGGCGCUCAACGGGGGCGGAACGGCGUUUCUGAAGCACCAUCCGGACCUGAGGCUACGGCUGGUGCACGGCAAUACGCUCACAGCUGCCGUCAUCCUGCAGGAGAUCUCCCCCGACGCCAAGGAGGUGUUUCUGGCCGGGGCCACGUCGAAGCUGGGCCGCGCCAUCGCUAUUUAUCUCGCCUCCAAGGGUACCAGAGUGCUGAUGCUGACCACUUCCAAAGAGCGGUUCGAAGCCAUCCGCUCAGAAGCCCCAGAAGAGAAGCAGCACCUGCUGGUGCAAGUGACGGACUGCAAGCACGCCGCCCACUGCCGGGAGUGGAUCGUGGGCAAGUGGCUGACGGCCAAGCAGCAGAGCCACGCGCCCAAGGGCACCUACUUCCACCAGUUCGUGGUGCCGCCCCUGGACGAGGUCCGAGGCGACUGUGUGUACGGGAAGCUGGCAGCCAUGCGGUUGCCCAAGGACAUCGAGGGACUCAACACGUGUGAGCUCCAACUGCAGCGGGGAGUGGUGCAUGCAUGUCAUGCGGGGGGGCUUGUGCACAUGCUGGAGGGGUGGGAGCACCAUGAGGUGGGAGCCAUAGAUGUGGCCCGCAUCGACAUCACAUGGCAAGCCGCCAUGCGCCAAGGGUUCUCACGGGUAUAGGCACGAUCAGCGUAGCAUUUGAUGAUACGAGCCUUUAUGGGUACUUCUGCUUGUCCUUGGAUUUUGAGUUGCUGUGUCACAAGCACAUGGACGGGACAUGGAGUUGGUUAGGACAUUAAUAUACUUUCCUAAUUGUUUGUGGAACAAUUGACGGUACACAAUCAAACUUCAUACAAGAA